Molecule: messenger RNA, 3322 nt
Organism: Stegostoma tigrinum
Lineage: Eukaryota; Metazoa; Chordata; Chondrichthyes; Orectolobiformes; Stegostomatidae
Gene: apcdd1l
Product: adenomatosis polyposis coli down-regulated 1-like
Exons: 4
Coding region: 260-1888 (542 amino acids)
Biological process (GO): negative regulation of Wnt signaling pathway
Cellular component (GO): plasma membrane
Molecular function (GO): Wnt-protein binding
Source: RefSeq, a predicted model, not a curated record
CAGAGAUAUUUAAAAUGACUAUCAUUCUGAAAAAAGAACAUUCCUGCAGAUAUUCUCUGCAUUGUCAACGUCUUGUGGAUUUGGUGACAAGCUAAUGCAGGGAAGUUAAUACUGUCGUCAGCUUCACUGUUAAACAUUGUCUUCGUGGGGGAAAAAAGACAUUCUCUCUGCUUGGCUGCGCACUGUGAUCUGAAUCUGUUACAGAGACAGUAGAAACUGCCGAUGCUGGAGAAUCUGAGAUAACACGGUGUGAAGCUGGAUGAACACAGCAGGCCAAGCAGCAUCAGAGGAGCAGGAAAGUUUGAUGUUUUGGGUCGGGACCCUUCUUCAAAAAAGUCUGGUUCUUUUUGCUGGGAUUUCUACAGACUUAAGAUUUUUCACUGCAAGAACUCGCAACAUGUUCUUGGUGGGGUUUUUAAAGAUAAACCUGAAUUUGUGGACCUUAAUGAUGUUGCCUGGCCUGCUCAGACUCAGGACUGAGGCAGCCAGACUGCACUGGAAGACUCUGUGCCAACAUCAACUGCAACAGAUACAAGAUGGAGCCAGGAUUACAGCUGACAUUACACCCAGGCUGGAGGGCCAUUGGAUCUCGACAGGGUGUGAAGUGCGUGCUGGGCCUGAAUUCAUCACUAGAUCCUACAUGUUCCACCCAAACGGGACAUUUAAAGCCUAUCAGUUCUAUUACACCGACCAUCAGUGCACAAGACCCGGCUACACCCUGGUGAUCAAAGGCAGGAUCCAACUGCGCCAGGCCUCCUGGGUGACCCACGGAGCCACCAACGCCGAUUACCAGCUGCACCAAGUGACCGUGACCUUCCACAGUGAGCAAGCAAUGGCAUCCACCUUAGACAAGAUGAACAGCUCAUGCAGUUGCCCAGACUGUUUUGGGAGAGCCUGGUCACUGCAAACAACCCAUGAAAUCCUGAAUGCCAGGAGUGGCUGGGACUGCACGGCUGGUCUUGGGUUUGCUAUGCAUGAGCUGAGCCUUGUGCGGGUGGAGAAGCAGGUCCACUGGCAGCUGGUCAAGGAGCUCUUCCUGGGAGACAUUCACACCAGCUGGGCUCAGAGAACCCAUCAUCGGCCCAUUGGCUACCAGCGCCCUCUGCAGGCAGCUUUGCACCACAUGCACCCAUGUGCAGCCUGCAGCAUCAUCUACCAGGCAGAUGAGCAUCACCCACCCAUCCUGCCUACCCAGCAGGAGCUUGGCACCCACCUGGGUGGGCAGUGGGCAAGCCAGGUAUGUGAAUGUCGUCCUGCUGUGCUCUUCCUCACGAGGUACCUUGUGUUCCAUGCUAGCAGCAACACUUGGGAUGGCCACUACACACACUACUCUGACCCAGCCUGCAGGAGGCCCACCUUUCUGAUCCGUGCCUGGGGCCGCUACAGCGAGGGUGCCCCUGCCACACAGGUAAGAGGGGGCACCAACUUUGUCUUCACGACGAGGCAGGUGUGGGUGACGCCCCUGGAUGUGACCACAGCCCUACUGUUGAACUCCUCCACCACAGGAUCCUGUGGCCAAGACGGAUCGUGGCUGCCAGGCCUGGAGCAGGACCUCAGCCACACCAAUGGCUGCCUGGCACUGGGCAUCCGGCUGCCUCACACUGAGUACGAGCUGGUCAGGAUCGAGUGGGACCAGGCAUCUCAGCGCCGCCUGCUGCUCCUCGGGCAGAGGCCCACAGACGGAAGCAGCCCCGACGCUCCAAGCAAGCAGGCCACCUCUUAUCAGACUCCACUCCUGCAGUGCUCCAAGGAUGCUGUAGGGAUCAGCAAGAGAGUGAAGCAGCACCAGCAGAAAGAGACCAAGAGCCAGGGAACAACAGCAUGGGAAGGCUCCCACCAGGCCAGACUGGCCUUACUGCUGGUUUUCACAGACCUGUUCCUGAACUAAACCAGCUCAGGCACACAACGUAAAGUGAGGACUCUUCUGAAUGAUGUCCACUACAGACAAUCUACCUGACCCUCCGAACGAACAUUUCUCAGCCUUUAAUCUCCCAGUGAGUAAACUAAAGAUUAAAUACUGGCAAAUUUCUGCAGAUGGAGACAUUAUACUUGGUCCCAUUUAUAAAUAACUUGUAAGAGUCCAGUCAGUUAAACUGAUGUCUGUUCUAUGUUACAGGAGAUAUGAUAUGUUCAAUGGUAUGUGCUAGAUAGUACUAAGUGACAUAAUCUAGAAGUGAUUUGAAUUUGAACAGUUAAUCUCUGCUUGGCACUUUCCUGUAAAAAUGAGGCUGAUGUCAGAAAUUGAAGGCUACAAGGGUAGUAAUGUUAGGGCUCCACUUUUCUAGAAUCUUGCAUUGAUGUCAGAGCAGGCCAAGCCAAAGGGAUCAACAAUCAUAAAUCCAGGAUCAGCACUGAAGCACACCUCAGGGGAGGAGCUGAGACAUUGGCAGAGACGGGUCAUGCUAAGGUGGUGAAGGUGGGCAGGCAUUGUAAGGGAGAGGCUUUCGGGUAUAGCUUCAGCUUUAUGCUGAGGGUUGGAAAAGUUUGGAUUGACCAUUAGACAGUGGGUGGCUGGAAGGUGAAAUUGGGGUCAUAAUAAAGCCUGGCAGGGAUUAAAAGCAUCUGAGCACAGGUAUUCAGAAGAUGCCAGUGGUGGAGCAACAUGCAGGUGAGGAAGAUAAGAUUGUGUGGUGUGGAAUUGCGGUAAGGGAUAGAUCCUUGAAGGUACUUCAGUAGGAUUAGUGUAGGCACAGAGCAGAGCUAUUGCUGUGGGUUGUGUCGGUGCAGUCAUGUGGUUAGGAAUGUGAACAAGGUGGAGGUAGUGACUAUGAGUCGGUCAAUGGAGGAGCAGAGUCAGCAGAGGAGGAUGGUGUGGCUGGACAUGCCUGGAGAAUGAUAGGGACAGAUAAUGUAUCGAAACCACUGAGCCUGUUAUCAGAGAGAGCCAUUUUGGGGGUCAGUUUAGCUCAGUUCUUUGGAUGGUUUGUUUACGAAGCAGUUGGAUGACAACUACAUGGGCUCAAUCCCCACGCCAGCAGACAUUACCAUGAAGGACUCUCCUUCUCAAGCUCCCCCCUCGUCUGAGAUGUGGUGGCUGUCAGGUUACACCACCCCCAAUCUUCAGUCUCUAACAAUAUAACAGCCCUAUGGUGUGGUAAGAUUACGGUGACAACCUCAGAGCCUUUAUUCACUCAGAAUUUUGGACAGCAACCUGUUUGAUACUAAAUCCCAAGGCUCAGCUACAGGUCAGUAGCAAGGUGCAAUCAUCUGACUGUCUAUAGCUGCUCACAGAACUGUAGGUGUAUGUCAAAUGGCAUUCAGCACAUCAUAUGGCACCAGCACGUUAAGUGAGCAUCAUAACUGAGAGCCAACCUCCUGCUUU